AUGCUGGAGAAGCACAAAGAACUUUUCAAAGAUGGCUACGGCGAAAUACAAGACUUCACAGCAAAAGUCAGAGUGCAAGAAGGAACCAAGCCUAUCUUUCACAAACCACGUCCAGUUCCCUAUGCUCUUAAGGAAGCAGUAGAGAAGGAACUGGACAGCCUACAGAAGAAUAACAUAAUCACGAAAGUAGCAAGGAGCGACUGGGCGGCUCCGAUUGUUGUAGUCCCAAAGAAAGACAAGACCGUCAGAAUGUGCGGUGACUACAAGGUCACAGUAAAUCGCUGCAUACUACCAGAGGAAUAUCCACUACCAAACGCUGAAGAUCUGUUUGCCACUCUAGCUGGUGGGAAGGUUUUAAGUAAGCUGGACCUGGCAUUCGCUUAUCAGCAACUGAAGCUGGAUCCGGAGUCAGAACAGUAUCUGACCAACAAUACACACAAGGGGCUAUUCAGAUUCAAUCGCUUGGCCUACGGAAUCUCGACAGCUCCAGCGAUAUUCCAACACACAAUGGAUCAGAUCUUGGACGGUAUAGACAACGUUGUGUGCUUCAUGGACGACAUCCUCGUGUCAGCACCAACCAUUGGAGAGCACCUUGUAGUGCUGGACAAAGUGAUGUCAAGACUGGAGAAAUACGGAGUGAGAAUGAAACGCAGCAAGUGUGAGUUUCUCCAGGACUCAGUGGAGUAUCUCGGAUACAAGAUUGAUGCACAAGGCCUGCACCCAACCAACAGCAAGGUGGAAGCAAUCGUAAACGCACCAGCACCCACAAAUAUCUCAGAGCUGAGGUCAUUUUUGGGGCUCCUGAACUAUUACGGAAAGUUUGUAGCAAACUUGUCCACAUUGUUGCAUCCGUUUCACCAACUGCUGCAGGCCAAUACAAAGUGGAAUUGGUCCCCACAAUGCGAAGAAGCAUUCAAGACUUGCAAACAGCGCCUGCUAAAGAGCAAGUGGCUUGCCCACUACAACACAGAGAUGAAGCUGAGACUCGCGUGUGAUGCAUCUCCAUACGGAGUAGGAGCCGUCAUCUCACAUGUUCUAUCGUCAGGUGAAGAACACCCUAUUGCAUUUGCAUCACGGACUCUGUCACCAAGUGAGAAAAAUUAUGCUCAAAUUGAGAAGGAAGCCCUGAGCAUAAUAUUCGGAGUGAAGAAGUUUCACAAAUACCUGUACGGAAGGAAGUUCCAACUGCUGACAGAUCACAAGCCUCUGUUGGCCAUCCUUGGACCAAAAUCAGCUAUACCAACCCUUGCUGCACUUCAAAUGCAACGUUGGGCUCUGAUAUUGUUAGCCUACGACUACGAGAUUGAGUACAGACGAUCCAGUGAUCACACAAAUGCAGAUGCACUAUCAAGACUACCAUGCAAUAGUGACUCCGACAGUGAAGAUGAUAGAGCAGUUUUCCAGAUCUCUCUCAUUGACGAACUGCCCAUAUCUGCUUCAGACAUAGCAGAGGAAACAAGGAAAGAUCCAGUGCUUUCCAAAGUCUUGGACUUAACAUUAGGAGGUUGGCCAAACUUUGUAAAUGACGAUAACCUUCGUCCAUUCAUCGACAAGAAAGACCAGUUAUCCACUGAUCAAGGAUGUGUUCUGUGGGGAUCAAGGGUGGUGGUACCUCACAAAUUCCAGAGGAGACUGCUAUCUGACCUGCAUGAGGGACAUCCAGGGAUCACUCGAAUGAAAGCACUCGCUCGCAGUUAUCUGUGGUGGCCUGGACUGGAUCAGGACAUUCAACAGCAUGUAGGCCACUGCUCACCUUGUGAAUCUGUUCGCAACAAGCCUGCUGCUUCACCUCUUCAUCCAUGGUCCUGGGCUGCUACACCUUGGGAACGCAUCCAUGUGGAUUAUGCCGAGAUUGACAAGCAACAUUUCCUUGUUGUCGUCGAUGUCCAUUCCAAGUGGAUGGAAGUGUUCCCUACUCAACUGACCACAGCUGAGAAGACCAUCAAUCUUCUCAGACACUUGUUCGCAUCCUUUGGACUAGUCAAGGAGCUCGUAUCGGACAAUGGCCCUCCUUUCACGUCAAACGAUUUUGAAAUGUUUCUCAAGAACAAUGGAGUAAGGCACAUCCGGUCACCACCUUACCAUCCGGCAUCAAACGGAGCAGCGGAGAGAGCCGUGCAAACCUUUAAGAAGGCCUGGACUAGACUCGAGGUUCAGUCUGUGCCCACCCAACAAAGGCUUCCCCGGUUCCUGUUUACUUACCGCAACACACCACACACAGUAACGGAAUAUACACCAGCUGAACUGUUUCUGAGACGCCAACCACGUACCCGCCUGACAUUGUUGAAACCAGACUUGUCAAGCACUGUGGCAAAGCACCAGCUACAGCAGAAGAAAGCUCAUGACAGACACUCAAAGACUGUCAGAGAAUUCAAAGAGGGAGAGAGGGUGAUGGUACGUGAUUUCAGACACCCCAAGAGCCUGUGGAACUCAGGUGUGAUCUUGCAACGCAAAGGACCUUUGACUUACCAAGUCCAAAUUGGUCAUCGCCAGGUCAACGUUCAUGUGGAUCAUCUGCUACGGUCCAACGCCCCAGCAGAGACACGCCGAGAGAACAAUAACGACCCCCAGGACUAUUCUCCUGACUUUGGACGUACGGGAGAGACAGAGCCUGACCUUCCACCCGAACCUGGCCCACUACCGGAAGCCCAGGAGGAGCGGAGAUAUCCUAUUUGA
Messenger RNA from Salvelinus fontinalis (brook trout), 2676 nucleotides. RefSeq lists its product as uncharacterized. Lineage: Eukaryota; Metazoa; Chordata; Actinopteri; Salmoniformes; Salmonidae. Gene Ontology annotation, molecular function: nucleic acid binding. The coding region runs from base 1 to 2676 and encodes 891 amino acids. The record is from RefSeq and is a predicted model, not a curated record. Gene Ontology annotation, biological process: DNA integration. The transcript has a single exon.